This is a messenger RNA of Mytilus trossulus (common blue mussel), 794 nucleotides long. RefSeq lists its product as uncharacterized. Lineage: Eukaryota; Metazoa; Mollusca; Bivalvia; Mytilida; Mytilidae. Bases 63 to 662 code for a protein of 199 amino acids. The record is from RefSeq and is a predicted model, not a curated record. The transcript is spliced from 7 exons.
UCAUUAUCGUCAAGGACGUCUCUCGAUCCGCCCCAGUGAAAUUUAAUUCAAUCACAGCUGUCAUGUCUCGACUAAUGCAGUUUUUCAUGUCAAUUGAAAUAAAUAAAAUAAACGGAGCAACUUUUGAAUCACUCAUACCAGAGGCAAGCCGUAAAAUCGAAAAAUAUGCAAUAUUUAAAUUCAAGGUUAUUGGGGAAGCCAAAAUUGUUGCGAUUCUUGAAGUAGAAGAUGCUACAGUUUUGGAUACGGUCACUUCAACCUUAAUGGUUUCUGGUCCCUUUACCGUGACAUGCACACCUCUUACCAGUUAUGAAAGAUGGGCAAGGCUUUUAGGCGUUGAUGAAAAGUUCACAGGACCAGCUCCAAGGAAAUUGACAGGAAAAUAUGUCACCUGGUUUGAAGUUACACUAGAACAUCAUGGUAUACCUUUAGAACAAUUUUUGGAAUAUUGGCGAGACGAAGCAGCUUCAGUCUUAGAACAACGCAGUAACGGACAAUUCGAAAUUGAAAUUUUCAAAGUACUUGGUGAAAGAAAAGUGCAUGUGUUUUCAUGUAAAGAUAAUCCGGAAGACUGGGAAGGCCUAAUGUUAAAACUUCCGAUGUGGGUCAAGAUGGGAGACCAGAUUUACAAGAAGACGAAACUCGUCACAAAAAUGUUAUAACAAAGACUGUAGUGUUUUCAUCAAAUAUUACUUGAUUUUAAAAGUGAAUGAGACUAAUUAAUUUGUUUUCAAACGUUUUACAUUGUGUGUAUGAUUUUUUUGUUACUGAUAAUAAAUAAAUACAACCUUCCA